AUGGGAAGUGGACAGAAUUCAGAGCGUCUCCCCCAGGGACCAGUGCGCCUGGCUGGACGUGUGCGAACAAAGACCGUGAAAAAGGCCGCCCGGGUCAUCAUUGAAAAGUACUACACCCGGCUGGGGAAUGACUUCCACACGAACAAACGGGUGUGCGAAGAAAUUGCUAUCAUCCCCAGCAAGAAACUGCGCAACAAGAUAGCUGGGUAUGUCACCCAUCUGAUGAAACGUAUUCAGCGGGGGCCUGUCAGAGGUAUCUCCAUCAAACUGCAAGAAGAGGAGAGAGAGAGGAGGGAUAACUACGUUCCUGAGGUCUCUGCCCUCGACCAGGAGAUCAUUGAGGUUGACCCAGAUACUAAGGAAAUGCUGAAGCUGCUGGACUUCGGCAGCCUGUCCAACCUGCAGGUCACGCAGCCCACGGUGGGAAUGAACUUCAAAACCCCCAGAGGAGCCCUCUGAAUCUGUUGCUGCACUGUCGCUUUUCCAAUAAACGUGGGAACCCAAA
Messenger RNA from Pelodiscus sinensis (Chinese soft-shelled turtle), 505 nucleotides. The record is from RefSeq and is a predicted model, not a curated record. Lineage: Eukaryota; Metazoa; Chordata; Testudines; Trionychidae.